Messenger RNA from Patella vulgata (common limpet), 2858 nucleotides. RefSeq lists its product as uncharacterized. Bases 182 to 1459 code for a protein of 425 amino acids. The transcript is spliced from 2 exons. NCBI's taxonomy places the organism in Eukaryota, Metazoa, Mollusca, Gastropoda, Patellidae. The record is from RefSeq and is a predicted model, not a curated record.
GCGCGCGAAUAAGAUGAGAUUGUGAUUUUGCUGUAAAUAACUUAUGUCUUUGUGUGGUUCUCAGAAUACAAUUAAUGGAGAUGAUUUUGUGUAUUAACUUGUUUGUUCUACCACCAUUGUGUUAUACCCCCAAAUACACAAUAUGGUGGAGAUGCUAAAACUUGUUGCUGACUGCUGUUGAAUGAUAAAUUUCUCAAUGAAACCACGUGUUUUUUGGUGUUGCCAUUUCCUACCUUUGAAGGCCAACAAUCAAGUCAUCCUGUUUAUAACAUUGUUGAGUACCUGCCUAUCGUUUGCUUGUUUCCCUACCUGUGUAAAUAUGUCGACCACACCGAUGUACCACUAUUCGUAUAUUAAUGAUUUUGAACAGACACCUGCCAUGUAUCCAACUUCACCAGUACCAUCUCCGCUGACAACUGGGCCACCAUUACUGACUCCUGUUCGCUCAACUCAACACAUUGAUAACCAAGUACCAAUUCCCUCUAGCUUACCAACAAAACUUCAUGGCAUCAGUAUGGUUUCAACCUUUUCCGGUGAAGAAAACCCAACAUAUUUUUUAGAAGAGUUUGACUCGUUUUGUUUACUUCAAGAUCGACAGAAACUUGCUGCUUUCCAUUUACAGCUGAGAGGUCCAGCCCGUAUUUGGUAUUUACAUUUACCUCCUGCUUUUAAACUUUCUUGGCAGUCCUUUGAGAAGGUGUUUACUUCCAAAUAUACAGCCAAGGUCAAUUUUGCCGAUUCCAUAGUUUUCCACCAGCCUUUUUAUUUACUAGCCAACCAGUCAAUAGAUCAAUACCAAAGUUUUUUGAUUGAGAAGUCAGCCAAUUUACACAAGAAUGAUCAAGAACUUAUGUCAAAGUUUAUAUCGGGCUUACCUCCUAAAUUAGCUUUUUUUGUAAGAGCCGGAACACCUACAACACUUGAACAUGCCUACAAUGCUGCUAAGAUGGGUGAAGCCUAUGGCUACCGGGACAGUUUUGCCAAUUCUCAGCUGCCACCAGGCCAUAUUCAACCAAACGUCAUACCGCCUCACAUACCAAUUCCUGAUUUUUCUCAGCCACCUCCCACCAGUACCGGUAACAGUUAUCAGUUUUUACAACAACAAAUUAAUGAUUUGACAAAUCUCAUACAACGUUCUCAGCCAUUUCAAGGCCCUCACCAAAUCCAACACCCAACGCAUUAUACCAAUGUACAGCAACCAACCAAUACUUACCCACCAUCAUCUAAAGUUUGUAAAACUUGUCAUGGUGUUGGCCAUUUCGCCCACAACUGUAACUGGACACAUAAUGGAUCAAUCCGCCCGGAUCUUCGCUGUUCUACGUGUCAACAAUUCGGUCAUUCCGCUAAUUGUUGUAAACUUCAAAAGCAGCCGGGAAACUUGUUCCGCUCAAGGGCUCUAGAGCACAAGCCCUUGAGCUCUGCCAAUCUACAGCUUCAAGCUCCAGUGCUCCCCAAGUAAACCAUUUUAAAUAUCUACCACUGAAAUUUAAAACUCUAGGCCUCCCAGUGACCAUAGUUGGAUUGUUGGACUCGGGCUGUUCUGUCAAUAUUAUUUCUUCUCAUCUAUUCACCAAGUUACCAGUUACCAGUAAAUCUACACUUACUACAACCGAUACUCAUCAACUUACAUUAGCCAAUGAUCAACAGUCUCAACUUUUCCAAUACCACAGUCAGCCCUGCUGAAUUACCUGUCUUGAUGGAUUGUUUGUACUCAUAUCAAGAUAUUUUCAUUACUUCAGAAAAUUCUGAUUUAGGACUUACCUCAAUUGUUGAACAUCAAAUCCAUUUGAACCCUGAUGCAAAACCAAAACAUCAGCGACCUUAUCGCUUACCACCUGAUAAGAAGGAAGUAUUACGCCAUCAAUUAGCUGAGCUUGUCAAGCAGGGUAUUAUAUGUCAAGUUAGUAAUAAGGAUCAUCUACCUAUAACCAGUCCUAUAGUAUUGGUUUCGAAGCGAAAUGUUGAUAAAUCUGAAUACCCUAUUGGUUCAAAAGAAGCUAGUUUAUCACAAUAUCGUUUUUGUGUUGACUUUCGUUACCUCAACUCUCAGACACAAGAUUUCAACUACACUAUCCCAGAUUUGCAAGAGCUAACAGAAUCAUUUACUACUACAACACCUAAUUAUAUAACAUCUAUUGACUUAAGUAGUGGAUUUUUUCAAAUGCCAUUGUCUGAAGAGUCCACUAAUUAUACAGCAUUUUCAACUUGCUUUGGAACGUAUAAAUUUUUACGUCUUCCUAUGGGCCUCAAAACCUCACCAAAUUCUUUUCAGCUUAUGAUGGACAAAAUUUUACACGGUUUGACAUUUAAUUCUGUGUUAUGCUACCUUGAUGAUAUCCUUAUUUAUAGCUCAACAUUCGAUCAACAUAUCAAGGAUAUAAAAGCUGUUUUUGAUCGAUUACGUACAGCUGGCUUAAGACUUAACCCGAAAAAAUGUGCUUUUGCUCAACAAAAGUGUAAAUAUUUGGGACAUGAAAUAUCUGCUGCCGGCAUAAGCCCACCCAACGAUCAUGUGAAGAUUAUUCAAGAUUAUCCUACUCCUAAAACUCCCAAAGAGUUGCGCAGAUUUCUCGGAAUGUUAAAUUGGUUUAGGAAAUUCAUUCCCAAUUAUAGUGCUCUUGCUACUCCUUUGCACAGUUUAUUAAAGAAAAAUGUGUCUUAUAAUUGGGACGAAUCGCAUCAAUCAGCGAUUGAUAAAUUAAAAGAGACAUUGUUAAAUUCCAAAGUAUUAGCUUUUCCUCGCUAUGACCUACCAUUUUAUUUAAGUGUCGACACUUCCAGUCUUGGUAUCGGUUAUAUGCUAUAUCAAAUCCAUCCAGAGUCAGACUUUAAGGACAAGUUAGAUGACAAACAACGAA